AGGUAAUUUGAACGCAUUACAAAGUGAAUAGGUAUUCAUUAUCCAAAGCACCGACGAACAAAUGAGCCGGAUAUUCGGAUAAGCCGAAUAUUCAUUAACUGGUACUUACUUGAAAUCGAGGCGAAGGAACGAAGCGGAUGUAAAAUCUCGUAGUACUUGUUGGUGUUGCUGGUCCAUGCGCCAAAAUAUAACGAUCUUGACUUCGUUCCAAUUGUCUUAUAAUCCACAAUCACCGGAUAUAAUUUUGUAGUUCUUAUUCUGCUUCUCCUAUUGUGUCUCUAAAGAAUUGUUUUAUCUCAAUUCCCUUUGAGAUGCUCUUAUAAGUGGAAUUAUUUAACGUCCGGCCCUAAAGAACCGAACCAAAUGUGUAUGAUGUAUUUGGUACAAUCUUUGCCAUGUACAACUUGCUAAGUAUCAUAAGAUAAAUUGUAUGAAUAAUGUUAGCCAAUUUUUAAAAAUUAUAUUUAUUUACCGGUGUACAGAUUUACUGGCAACUCGUUCAACUAACAGCAAGACUUUCUUACGUUUCGUACACCAACGAUCGACCAUUUCAUUACUUACUCUCAUUCCAAUCAUUUGUCGUGAUGAAAGUUAGAACUUUUCUUUAGUUCCAAAUAUGUGAAAUGAAAUCAAGCUUUUUAUAUCCCCUCACAUUUGCCUACGUCAGUAGCUUUCUAGGGAUACUUUUUCUAGUUAUUAUGUAUACUAAUACAUACUAAUCCUGGUUGAGAUAGUAACAAGUGUUGGUUUCCGUCCUUUUUAUUGUACAUAUGCACUGGAGGUACACAUUACUAGAUCUCGCAUGUUGUUAGGCUUUAUUUACACUGAACGAAAGCGUUAUUAGUACUCAUACCUUAUUCAGUAUUUACAAAUGACCAAAACAUUAUUAGUACUUGCGUGUUCAAGAAAAUAUCGUUGAUCGCGUACGUUAGAAUACUAUUGUAAAGUUUAUUUUUUUACAAUAUUAUAAUAGAAACGUUUAAUAAAAUAGAACAACUCACUGAAGCCUUUAGCGCACGUUGUUUAGCAAUUGUGUAUGCAAUAUUGAAACCAAAUAUUCAUUACAAAAAAGAACGCAAAAUAAAAACUGACAAUGUGUACCUUCGGUUAAUCAGUGAGCGCCCCCGAAACGCUCCUCUUAUCAUGUGUAUUUUUCGAUUGCACGUCAGUCUCGCCUUAGAUACGGUUCGUUUUGCACGCAUCGAGCUCAGUUGAUCAUCCCAUGGCCCCCUCUUCCACUUAUUGUAUUAUCGGUGCUGGGCCUUCUGGUUUGUGCACCGCCAAACAUGCGUUGACCUUUGAUCAAAACGCCACGGUGAAAGUGUUUGAGCAGUCUCAACAAAUCGGUGGCCUAUGGGCGUACACCGAGCAAACUGGAAAGGAUUUGAACGGUUUGGAUAUUACGUGUAUGUAUGCGAACCUUCGCACUAACCUCAUUAAACAAGGCAUGGGGUAUCCGGACUACCCAAUCGAUGAACAAGCAGCUACGUUCGUGACAAUCAAUGAUGUGAUAAAACAAUUGGAGGGCUACGUUGAUAAGUUUCAGUUGAAAAAGUAUAUUCAAUUCCAACACCAGGUUGUACGUGUGGUCAGAAACUUUGAAAUCAACAAGUGGGACGUGUUGGUAAAGGAUUUGGCCAACAAUAAGUUCAUCAUGCAUCAAUUCGAUUUCGUUAUUGUCUGCAAUGGCCACUACAGUUCUCCGGUCGUACCAGCUUUUCCCGGACAGAAUGUAUUUCGUGGCCGGCAGCUACAUAGCAAAGAUUACCGACGUGGAGAAAAUUAUCGAAAUGAGCGUGUGCUAGUAAUUGGCGGUGGUCACAGUGGAUUGGAUAUUGCUCCAGACAUUGCCAUCUACGCUGAUAAAGUUAUGCUGAGUCAUCGCUGUAAAGUUCCAGUUCAUACUGGCGGUCGCGUACAGCAGAAACCCGAAGUUUUACGCCUUACGCCAACCGGUGCUGAAUUUGUUGAUGGAACAGAAGAGCAUUUCGACACCAUUGUCUACUGUACGGGAUAUCGCUACUCGACGCCAUUUCUCUCCGUGGACUGUGGAGUAUCGCUCCACGACAAUGCCAUCAGUCCCUUGUAUUAUCACUGUAUCAACAUCAAUCAACCGACGAUGGCCUUUAUCGGGUUGCCAUUCAAUGCAUGCCUUAUGCUAAUGAUGGAUCUACAAGCAAGAUUUUGUAUGUCCUUCUUCAGUGGUCAAAAAGCGUUGCCGAGCAAACAAGACAUGCUAGACGCAUGGCAGAAAGAUCAAGAUGAACGUAAGAUCCGUGGAUUAACAGGAAAACUAACGCAUAUGUUGGCUGGUGAUUUACAACAACGAUACUACGACGAUGUCGCUCGCAUUGCUGGCACUGAGUCUCUUAAACCGGUACUAGCCAAAAUGCAUGCUGAUUGUAUCAACAGUAAAAACGAGGAUGUAAAUUUUCGUAACUAUGUGUAUCACGUCAUUGAUGAUGAAAACUUUGUUAAAGUAAAGAUUCAACCACAAUCGCUAUCCUCAAAUGUUGCCUAGGAAGAAUACAGUGGUUCAUGCGAGAAUUCCGAGUGAGAGAAUUGUUCAUAAAGGACAUUCAUAAUCAAUUGGUUUUAGGCAUAAUUUACAAGGAACAAUUUUAAGAAUAAAUUAGUUAAAAAAAAUAAACGCUAGUUAGAUUAUUCUUAAUUACAGUUUAAUCUUGCCUAAUACGGUCUAGCUGCAGCUAUUUUGUAUUUAAAAAAGGAUUUUGUUUUUUUGACAGAUUUCAUUUAAGCGCUAUUUAAAUUUCACAGUAGCUAUCCAUAGCUAGCAAAAAUAUUUUUGUAUUAUCUAACUAACGACGAACAUAUUCGUCCUCUGUCAGCUUGGACAAAUGCGUCGAUAAUUAUUAUAGAAUUAAAUUAUUUUUUACAUUAGGACGUCCCGGGCGUAUGAAUGAAUUAAACGAUUUUGGAACAAGUUAUAGUGAAUAAGAAAUUAAUUUCCUACCCCUAAUGACGAGUAAUUCUUUUGAAAGCUUAUGACUUACAUUCAAAUUGAAUGUAUCACUAUUAGUCAAUCAAUAAAAGCAUAUCAUUGUUAAUAGGCACU
Messenger RNA from Anopheles funestus (African malaria mosquito), 3076 nucleotides. Its product is annotated as senecionine N-oxygenase-like. Gene Ontology annotation, molecular function: N,N-dimethylaniline monooxygenase activity; flavin adenine dinucleotide binding; NADP binding. Bases 1223 to 2521 code for a protein of 432 amino acids. NCBI's taxonomy places the organism in Eukaryota, Metazoa, Arthropoda, Insecta, Diptera, Culicidae. The transcript has 3 exons. The record is from RefSeq and is a predicted model, not a curated record.